UUGAGCUCCUUCUUUCUGGCAGGCCAGAGUGACCAGCCCACAGCAGCUGCCUGAACUAUGAAGCUGGUGACAGUCCUCAUACUGACUGCCCUCCCCCUGUACUGCUAUGCAGGGAUUGGCUGUGACCUUUUGGAUGAUGUGGUCAAUAUUACCAUUGAUCCUGAUGUGAAUGUGACAGAAUACAUCAAUAACAUGCAAGAGUUCUUACCAGGUGAAGAAACAGAAAAAUCCUUCAUAUUGCUGAAGGAAUGUUUUCUCCAUCAGAGCAGAGAAACUCUGGAGAAGGUCCAAGAGAUGCAGGAAGCAAUAUACAGCAGCUUUUGGUGUGCUCGGUAUUAACUUCCACACGACCUCAGAGAUUGUCCAGAAACCGACUGUUCAUGGUAGAAGCCACAGCUUAGCUUUCCUUCUUUUUCUUUGGAUCUACAAAUGCAAGACAAUUGUUGAAACCUCACAUGCAAUUUAAUUUCAUAAAACAUUUGCAAAACUA
Messenger RNA from Artibeus jamaicensis (Jamaican fruit-eating bat), 490 nucleotides. Its product is annotated as mammaglobin-A-like. Bases 58 to 339 code for a protein of 93 amino acids. The transcript has 3 exons. NCBI's taxonomy places the organism in Eukaryota, Metazoa, Chordata, Mammalia, Chiroptera, Phyllostomidae. The record is from RefSeq and is a predicted model, not a curated record. Gene Ontology annotation, biological process: androgen receptor signaling pathway.